CGUUACACGUCACACGCGCCUUCGUUACAGGGUGAAGAUACAGGCAAUGUCACACAGCCCUCCUCAUCGUCACGACUAGAAAUUCGCCGUAUCUUCUGCAAAAUAAUUCUUGACAGCAUUUGGGGAGAAAUAAUAACCGAAGCGCACUGACUGCCGUGUAGAGCUGUUCUCCAGCAGUUGCUGUCCAAGGUCCUGAACUCCUCCAGCCCAUGCAAACAGGCAGCUCCUGACACCCAGCUCCAGCACUCUUUCCACCAACGCACAACCUCCAGCCAUGGAUGAGGGAUAUAGAGACCGAUCGGCCUUCAUCAAAGGCGCUAAGGACAUUGCCAAAGAAGUCAAAAGGCAUGCUGGGAAAAAAGUGGGCCGCCACGUGGACAAGAUGACCGACGAAUACACCAAACGCUCUUAUACUCGCUUUGAAGAAGAUGACGAUGAUGACGACUACCCCGUCCAGGCUCAGGACGGCAGCUAUUACCGCAGUAACAGCAGGGCUAAUGAUGAUGAAGGAGCCCACAGCGACUCCACAGAAGGCCACGAUGAAGACGACGAGAUCUACGAGGGCGAGUAUCAGGGAAUCCCCAGAAAUGACUCGGUGGAGAAGGCUGAUCGGCAGGUGGGCGCAGUGGGACAGUCUCAGUUUCGGGACAUGACACAGUAUGAGGGCGAGCGCAGGAAGGACCAGGAGGAGCUGGCGCAGCAGUACGAGACCAUCCUGCAGGAGUGCGGCCACGGACGCUUCCAGUGGACCCUCUACUUUGUGCUGGGUCUGGCCCUCAUGGCGGAUGGCGUGGAGAUCUUUGUGGUGGGCUUCGUUCUGCCCAGUGCUGAAAAAGACAUGUGCUUGUCUGAGCCCAACAAAGGGAUGCUGGGUCUGAUCGUGUAUUUGGGGAUGAUGGUGGGAGCAUUUGUGUGGGGUGGAUUGGCUGACAGAAUCGGCCGCAGACAGACUCUUCUCAUCUCGCUCUCCAUCAACAGUGUGUUUGCUUUCUUCUCCUCCUUUGUCCAAGGAUACAGCUCUUUCCUCUUCUGUCGUCUGCUCUCCGGUGUGGGAAUCGGCGGCUCGAUCCCCAUCGUGUUCUCUUAUUACUCUGAGUUCCUGGCUCAGGAGAAACGCGGGGAGCACUUGAGUUGGCUUUGCAUGUUCUGGAUGAUCGGAGGAAUCUACGCCGCCGCCAUGGCCUGGGCCAUCAUUCCUCAUUACGGCUGGAGCUUCCAGAUGGGAUCAGCCUACCAGUUUCAUAGCUGGCGAGUGUUUGUUCUGGUGUGUGCGUUUCCAUCCGUCGCUGCUAUCGCUGCUCUGACCACCAUGCCUGAGAGCCCACGCUUCUACCUGGAGAACGGGAAGCACGACGAAGCUUGGAUGAUUCUAAAGCAGGUUCAUGACACCAACAUGAGGGCUAAGGGAUACCCGGAGAGAGUUUUCUCUGUCACCACCAUUAAGACAGUGAAGCAGAUGGAUGAGUUGGUUGACAUGGGUGGAGAAGCCACAGCCUGGCACCAGCGCUGGAGGAUCAAACUCACGAACCUCUUCCACCAGGUGUGGGGCAACUUCCUGACAGUGUUCAACCCUGAGUAUCGCAGGAUCACCUACAUGAUGAUGGCCGUGUGGUUUUCCAUGUCCUUCAGCUACUACGGCUUGACUGUUUGGUUCCCCGAUAUGAUCAAAUAUCUGCAGAAACAGGAGUACUCCUCACGCACAAAGGUCUUCAUCAAAGAGAAAGUGGAGCAUGUGACCUUUAACUUCACGCUGGAGAACCAGAUCCACCGGAAUGGAGAGUACUUUAACAACAAGUUUUUGAAUCUGAAGAUGAAGUCUAUGGUGUUUGAAGACUCUCUGUUUGAGGAGUGCUACUUUGAGGAUAUCACUUCAAGCAACACCUUCUUCAGAAACUGCACCUUCAUCUCCACCCUUUUCUACAACACUGAUCUGUUCAAGUACCGGCUGAUCAACAGUAAACUCAUCAACAGCACCUUCCUGCAUAAUAAAGAGGGCUGUAUGCUGGAUUUCAGUGACGAGAACAACGCCUACAUGAUCUAUUUCGUCAGCUUCCUCGGCACGCUUGCUGUCCUGCCUGGGAACAUCGUAUCUGCUUUGCUCAUGGAUAAGAUCGGACGUCUGAGAAUGCUGGCGGGUUCCAGUGUGAUUUCCUGCGUCAGCUGCUUCUUCCUGUCGUUUGGAAACAGUGAAUCCGCCAUGAUUGCUUUGCUCUGUCUAUUCGGGGGCAUCAGUAUUGCGUCAUGGAAUGCCCUGGAUGUACUAACAGUGGAGCUGUACCCGUCGGACAAGAGAACUACUGCCUUCGGUUUUCUGAAUGCCCUGUGUAAGUUAGCCGCAGUUCUGGGCAUCAGCAUCUUCCAGUCGUUUGUGGGCAUCACUAAAGCAGUGCCCAUCCUUUUCGCAUCGGGGGCUUUGGCUGCUGGAAGCUUCUUGGCUCUCAAGCUCCCGGAGACUCGUGGUCAGGUGCUUCAAUAGUGCGCCAUUACAGCUGCGACCUUGUCCGGGUGUGAGUGAGCCAUGCUGGAGGCGGCCCAAACAAACCCCACACUACUUACAGAUAUCUGCAUUCCUCCAAUAUGUGCAAUUGUGUUACUUCAUUUUCAUUUGACUUCAUUCAGAUCUACAUGUAUAAAUAGAUUCCCUGCUGAUGUCUCAUUGUUUCACAGGAAUAUUGGAGACCCUGUGUGUGAGUGUAUGUGAAUGUGUGUGUGUGUGUGUAGAAAAACUGCCAUGUUAAACACAUUCCAGCUUUGCGUUAUGGUACGUACCUGAUAUUUACCAUGUUCAUUUGGACUUUUCCCUUUAAUCUUCAUUCAAGCCAUCAUGUGAUCUUGAAAACCAUCACUGAGGACCAGUGAAUUCUGUAGGUAGAUAUAUUUGAAUGGACAGUGUUGAUCUAGUGGUGAUGGUUAUUGUCGUUGUCCUUCGUUUCCCAAGAUCUCGAUUUACAAAGUGUGUGAUGCAGCAAUAUUGUCUGCAAUAUCGGCUCAAACACACUCUCACCUUUAACAGUAGAUGUUUUUAAGCAUUAACGCUUAUAUCACAUAUAGACAGUGUGUCAUUGAUUCACGUUUCCGUUUUAGUUUGACUUCAUCUGAAGUGCUUUGAAAAUGUCGGUGUUGUGCAUGCAGAGACUCGUGACGAUUCAUAGGAAUAUAUUUGAAGAUCGUGAAUAUAGCUGAUGAAAGUGCUCUGUAUUACUCUCUGACAGUGUUUCUCAACCAUGUUCCUGGAGGACCACCAGCACUGCAUGUUUUGGAUGAAUCUCUUGGAUGAAGCUCAUUCGGAAUUUGUACCCCUAUAUACAUUUCUGGAGAGCGCCAAAUACAACCCAGGAGCUACAUUUUUUGCAGAUUUUGUUUUCACGAAUCCCACGAAGGCCACUGUGUAUGCUUUUUGAAAUCUCAAAUUUCUCUCACGAGUGAGUGUUUUCCCGAUGGUGUUUUCAAAAGCACCGAUUGACCAGCACCUACCCACUUCUGUAAACCCAACCGAUAGUUUUUUCAAAAGCAUUGAUUGACCCGUGCCCAUCCACUUUGCUAAACCCAACUGAUAGUGUUUUUAAAAGCACCGAUUGACCAGCGCCUACCCACUUUGCUGAACCCAACCCAUAGUGUUUUUAAAAGCAUUGAUUGACCAGCGCCCACCAAUUUUGCUACUGAUUAGUGAGUAAUUUCAACUGAUAGUGUUUUCAAAAGCAUCGACUGACCAACGCCUACCCACUUUGCUAAACUUAACCGAUAGUGUUUUCAAAAGCACCGAUUGAUCACCGCCGACCCACUUCGCUAAACCCAACCGAGUGUUUUCAAAAGCACCGAUUGACCAGCACCCAUCCACUUUGCUAAACCCAACCGAGUGUUUUCAAAAGCAUGGAUUGACCAGCACCCAGCUACUUUGCUAAACCCAACCGAUAGUGUUUUCAAAAGCAUGGAUUGACUAACGCUUACCCACUUUGCUAAACCCAACCGAUAGUGUUUUUAAAAGCACCGAUUGUCCACCACCUACCCACUUCCCUAAACUCAAACCGACAAUGUUUUCAAAAGCAAUCCAGAAAAAAGCCCUCGUGGUAGCCUGAUUUUUACCACAUUUUCAGAUCUAACCACAUUCUAACCCUGUUAUUUACUUGUUUAUUUUAAUUUUUGGCUUCUGUUUUGGUCUUAUUUGCUUUAUGGAACUGUUCUUCGCCAGACUCAAACCUGUCGUCAUGGUCAACUCUGUGUCUCAAAUCCUCCGAUGUACACGGCAAGCCACGGAACAAACUGGUAACAGCGGAAAUUCCUUCCAUACGGAGGUAAGGGGAAAAAAACAGCAUCAUACCGCCCCAUAGCGUUUGUUUUAAAAUCGAAAUGCAGCCAAACAUAGCUCUGGCUACGUAAUUCACGAUCUCCAGAAAUGUAUAUAGGGCUACAUUUUCAGAAUGAGAAUGUUGCUCGUUCGUCACACCCAUUGCACGUCUUUCAGUCUCUGCUAAUGAGCUAAUGAUCUGCAUCAGGUGUGCAUUAAGGAGACAUGGAAAAUGUGCAGAGCUGGUGGUCCUCCAGGAACAUGGUUGAGAAACACAACUCUAUGCUACUCAAUCAAGCAAUUUUUUUAGAAAAGAUGUAAAAAAUGAGAUAAGUGACAUGAUGGGUUGUCGUUUGUAAGGUAUAGUAUGGCAUUAUUCAUAUAUGGUUUUAUUAUGCUGUCAACACUCGUUUGUUUUUCUCGAGAUUGCAUUUCUUUUGUGCGCAAACGAUAAACAUGUUAAGUUCGCUCUGUUCUCAUACAUAAAAAACACAUGAGGAAAAAGAACUAAAGAAAAAAAUAAACGAAGCACAAUGUGAUUUGAUUGAGAAAAAAUAGGUUUAUUUUGAUGAUUAUGUAAAUGAUGUACUGAAUAUAAAUAUUUAAAAAUUAGCUGUAAUUCAAGUCUGUCUGUUUAAACACGCAAAUUAUUAUUAUUAAAUAUACAAACAUAUAAAUAUAUAUAUAAAUAUAUAUAUAAGAAAAAUAUUUACAUGUUCAAAUGUUGAACCAGUAUCAACAUAAUGUCUUAGAUUCCAUUUGACGUAUGUAUAUACCGUUUAUCUGUUUGUUAAGGGAUUUAAUUUUUUUAUCAAAUAAGCAAAUAUAUGAAAAAAUGACUGAACAAGUCCACUGAUUUGCAGCACACACAGACGCCCUCCUACACGUUUUCUGUUGUGUUCUUGUAAAGAAACAGAGUUUGUGUGUGGGUGUGUAAGUAUGGAAGUAUGUGUGCUUGCAUGUGAAUUGUUGAGUGUACUCGGAAUAUUUGUAUUUAUUUAUAUAACUGUUUAUGAGAGUUUGAUUUUAUAGUAUUUUUUACUUUGAGUAUCUGUAGAAACAGAUGUAGUGCCACAUGCAGGGUGAAUUUUUGCUGUAUCAUUGUUGACCUGAUGUUCAGUUCUUUGGUGACUUGGUAGCAGUAACUGAAUAUAGCAUCAAAAAAGAAGCGAAUUAACGAAAGUCGAAACCCAAUGAGGUAACGUUUGAUGGGAAGCAAAGCAAAAAACAAAAACAAAACAAGGAUAUAUCCCAUUAGGACAAGCACUAAACAGUGCGGCUUGUCCAAUUCUGCUACAUUUUAGCAAGCACAAUUAACGCUAGCUCCAUGGAGUAUCGUGGACAACUGGUUAAAUAACCAGAUAUUGAAGCAAAAAAAAAAAAAAGAGUAAAAAAAACAAACCUCCACCUGGCUGGAAGCUGUAUAUCAGCCCAGUUGCUUCUAAACCCAGCCAGCGCUUACACAACUAAUUUUUGGUGUCAUUCAACCUUCUUUACUGCCAUUUUGUAGGAUAGCAGCCAUAUUAUGUACUCAGAGUAGACACACCAACCAUUUACAGAUUUAAAAAUACUUCAACCAAAGUGGUUACACAACACAAGCUAUUGAUUUCAGGCACAAGCGUAACUUUCAAGAGCUUAAACUCUUUCUGACAGCCUUAAAGUUUCGAUUUCAAUUGGAGAAAUUGGCCAUGUGUCAAAUAAAAUGAACAGUUAUAGAAACUGCCAUCUCUGCCGUGACUUCUGGUCACCUGUAGUGUCACAGAUGCUGUAGUGACAAUCUUUACAUGUGCCAUCAUGUGUGACCGUGCGCAUCUUUAAUUGCCAAAUGUUUUCUACUACUUCCUUGGUUUGUCCUGGCAGAGCUCACAUCACGGCGCAGACAAAAACAUGCUUUUUAACACCAACAAUCGAGGGUGUGGCAAUCCAUGCAAGCGAAUAGGGAAAAAUAAUAUAUUUAAAGGAACACUCCACUUUUAUGUGGAAAUAGGUUCAUUUUACUGUAAUUUUAAGAGUUAAAAAGCUCAGUUUUCAAUCCAUGCUGUGAUCUCUGGGUCUGCCAGAAGGAUAUGUUUAGCUUAGCUUAGCAUAGAGCAUUGAAUCAGAUUAUACCAUUAGCAUCUCGCUGAAAAAAUUCAAAAAAGUAAUUUUGACGUAAUCAAUGAACUUGGGUGGCACAAUGAGUAACGCUGUCGCCUGACAGCAAGAAGGUCGCUGGUUCGAGCCCCGGUUGUUCUUCCCGUGUUUGCAUGGGUUUCCUCCGAGUGCUCCAGUGUACCUCUACAAGAUAUGUGCAAUAGGUAAAUUGGGUAAGUUAAAUUGUCCGUAGUGUAUGUGAGUAUGUCCUGGUCCUCCAGGUUGGGGAUUGAGCGUUGGGCUAACGACCCAGCAAUGAGAUGUUACGAAGCACCAAUAUAGUGCAGCUAAAUAUCAACUUCGAUAUAACCGGUUCUGGGAGUAAGCUAUCAAUGAACUUUGCUGCCGUACCAUGGCUGCAGUGGGUGCAAUGGUAUUAUGCAGAGCCUGAAAAUAGUCCCCAGCUUGGUUGUGUCUGCUGUAGUCAUGGUACAGCAACAAAGUUCCUUGAUUAUAACACCGAAUGUUCCUAGUCACAUUAACCUAAAACAGCAACUGUUCAUUUUCUGUUGCUCUUAGUACACAAUGUAACUACCGAAGAGUCGAGCUUUACAUAGGAAGAUUAUCUAACUAUUUUCUAAACUGUUUUGAGAGAGAUGUUAAUGGUCUAAUCUGAUUCAAUGAUUUAUGCUCUCUGACCUCUAUAGGUGCUCUAGCGACAGACGCUAGAGGCUAUGGUCUUUAGCCUUCUUGUUAGAGCAACUGACUCCCAUGUGGAGAGUCGCUGAUCCGAUCCCAGCUUGGAGUGGGUUGGGUGGUGCAGUACCGGUGGGGUUACAUUGGUACCGUGACCUGGAUGAGAGUGAGGUUUAGUGGGGUAAGUGAAACAGAGGCCAGCUAGAGAAGUACUAUGCAGGUAAACCUCACACCCCUGAUAAAAGGUGCUCUAGCAACAGACUCUAGAGGCCAUGGUCUUUAGCCUCCUUGUAAGAGCAACUGACUCCAAAGCGGAGAGUCGCUGGUUCAAUCCCAGCUCGGGACAGGUUGGGUGGUGUUGGGCAGGAUUACAUCGGUGCCGUGACCCGGAUGGAAAUGGGGUUUAGGGUGGUGAGUGUAACAGAAGCCAGCUAGUGAAGUGCUAUGUAGGUAAACCUCACUCUUCUGAUCUCUAAAAGGUGCUCUAGCGACAGACACUAGAGUCGCUGGUUUAAUCCCAGCUUGGAGUGGGUUGGGUGGUGUGGGAUUGGUAGGGUCAAAUAUGCUAAGCUAAAAGUAUUUCUGCCAGACCUGGAGAUUGGCUGAAUAGAUGAGAAAAUGGUCAAACUCAACUGUUUAACCUAAGGGGACUUCCUAAAAACAAUGUGGAGUGUUCCGUUAGGCUUCUAGACGUCUCAACCGGGUGAUUUACUCAGAUGGAACAUGCUUGAUGCAAACGAUCAAAGCAUGAACGCUGGUUACAAUUCGAGAACGCUUAAAAAAAGGAUGACUAGGUUUGUCAGUGAACUAGAUAAUUGUUUGUACGCACAAGCAAUCAUCCGUUAAUGUCAAACUACUUUGAUGUCACUGUCAAAAUGGCCCAUUUCCAAACAGUCCUGCAGUUUGUAACCCUUCAUAUGGUCACAUCUCCACUGUGUAGCUGUUGUUCCCUUCAUUGAAUUACGUCAUACUUGCUGUUGUAUGCUGUGAAUUACAGUAUCUAAUCUCAGUGAAGCUAUGAUUAUCUCUGUGUACAAGCAGUCCUGGAUUUGGUGCACGUUAUCACUUAAGAUUGUGUACUGGUUGUAAGACUUUUGGGUUUUGUUACAGGGUCUUUUGUAUUUCUAAACGUGCUCACUUAGCAACAAUCAAUCUCGUGUGCAAAAAGAAAUCGAAGCAAUAAGUGGUAAACAUGUUCGCUUUGCCCCAUCCCCCGACCCCCCCCAAACAACUGGGCAAAAAAGCACACUAAAAAGUCCGCUGGCCAUAUUUGACGAAACAGCAGCUGAAAGAAAACAGGCCAACAUCCGUGUACACUACAAAUAUACCAUAGGUCUUCUGAUGCUUUUGUCAGUUUCAAUGUAUUGCCAUAAUUUAAAUGUGACAGAGAGUUUAUCACCUUAUCAUUGUACUGUGCUGUAGAGAUUGUAGAUGUUUGUAUGUAAAUGAAUAAAUAUGUGGAAUAAUAAAACAAACAAACAAAAAAGAUAAAAAUGUUGAACAUGAGAAAUAGAGUACUACUGUAUGUUGUUCAUUUUGUGAUUUGUUUUUUUGUACAUGAGAAUGGAAAUGUUGACAUUAUCGCUGAAUAUAGAGACUAUUCCAUCCUUACCGAAAUGGUUCUGUAUUACAUUUUGUGAGAGAUUUACUUUUUGUUUUUUGACUCGUACUCGGGGCUUGAACUGCGCUUGUGCAGUUGAAACUGUCCCUCAAUGGAUUUAAAACAUACAUACAAAUAAUAAACAAAUGGUAUAUUGCUUGAA
Messenger RNA from Danio rerio (zebrafish), 8817 nucleotides. The record is from RefSeq and is a predicted model, not a curated record. Lineage: Eukaryota; Metazoa; Chordata; Actinopteri; Cypriniformes; Danionidae.